GGUUCCCAAUACUAAUACAGUAUACCUGAUAUAUCUCCAUACGGCUGCGAUCUGAUGUCCAAGCAUGAUGCCGUAUGUUUGAUCUCAACACUUGCUGUAAAUGAUGAGGGACAUAUAACAGAUACCUCCUGUACCAAACUUCAAUAAAGCAAUUCUCUAACAGCAACAACUCUCACAUCUAUCGAGCAACCCAGAAAAACGAACUGGUCAAACUCUGAAUCAUCAGCAGACUUCAAUCAAGCACCAAAAAUGUGCAACCCAGUUAUCUACAUCUGCCACCACCUUCCCACCGCCCUAAACCCUACUCCCUGGUUUAGCUGUUCCACUCAUCCCACCCCAUUCCACCGCAACAGAAUCAUCCCUAUGAGUUUUGCAUGCAAACCCGCGCCAGGAACUAUCGUUGUAAGACGUCCACCUGUCAGAUUAUUUUGUCAGCGAUGUCGCGAUAAAUGGAGAUUAGGAGGACUGUAUGAAAUAGAAGCUACGAAAAGUAUUGCAAGAGUGGAUAGUGCGUUGGCGGGAACAGAAUUUCAGUUGACGAACAAAGAUAUUCAAGAGGGCUUGAGGAAGGCAGAUGUGUUGUUUAGGAGUGAGAGAUUUUAAGUCUGGGGGCGGAGAUGGAGGGUGAUUAGAGGUGACAUCAAUACAACGUCAUAUCCGUUUUUAAAUGAUUUUUAGAUUUACAACCAGCCGGUACUAUCAUCCGAGAUUAGCUACGAACGAAAAAUUUCGAGAUCGAUUCACUGGAUGUAGUCUGAACAUCUUGUCAAAUGGGCAUCUUAGCAAGAUGUUCUACAGCACUUCAUUUCCAAGCUAGCAGACCAGAGCGCAGAUAGUCAUUUUCAACGGAGCUUCAUCACGAGGGUAGUGGUGGAAAAUGAGAAUUGGGGACUUAUCA
Messenger RNA from Botrytis cinerea B05.10, 898 nucleotides. RefSeq lists its product as hypothetical. The transcript has a single exon. The coding region runs from base 250 to 603 and encodes 117 amino acids. NCBI's taxonomy places the organism in Eukaryota, Fungi, Ascomycota, Leotiomycetes, Helotiales, Sclerotiniaceae. The record is from RefSeq and is a predicted model, not a curated record.